Ylistrum balloti is the source of this 2955-nucleotide messenger RNA. RefSeq names its product vacuolar fusion protein CCZ1 homolog. The record is from RefSeq and is a predicted model, not a curated record. The coding region runs from base 454 to 1848 and encodes 464 amino acids. The transcript is spliced from 13 exons. Gene Ontology annotation, biological process: vesicle-mediated transport. Gene Ontology annotation, cellular component: intracellular membrane-bounded organelle; Mon1-Ccz1 complex. Lineage: Eukaryota; Metazoa; Mollusca; Bivalvia; Pectinida; Pectinidae.
UCAUAGGAGUAUAAAAUGUUAAUUGUCUACCUAUAUGUCAGUGAAAAAAGUACAACUUCUGAUAUGUGACUGCAAAUCUAUAGUAUUUGACAGAUCAUCAUGACCAGCACGUCGAGGGGGCCAAAUCAUUUUUCAGAAGGUGUUAAUAGGAUGUAAAGUAAUAAUAUCAAAAUAGCAGGAAUCAUAUAUAAAAUACAUAAGGAGUGCAACUUUGUCGGGGCAGACCAGAUAAUUCACUGGAGCAUUGUUAGCAGCAAAAAAGUAAAAGCCAUUAUGACAUUUAGACAAACAGUUUCUGCUGAAAUUAGUACUCUGCAUGUUAGUGACAGCGAAGACAUCAUUUGAAUGUUGUGUUGAUGAAAAUGUAGGCCAUGCACAAUGGAUGGAUACUGAACUGAGUUGACUAAUAUUACUAAUAUUGUCGUGUACUGACAAAGAAGGAUUUUAACAACAAUGGGAACGAAAGGAAAUAUAACUUUACUGAACUUCUUUGUCUUCAAUGCCUCUUAUGGACCAAGGGAAGGCGAGGAAGAAAAGAAGAUCAUGUAUUAUCAUCCAAAGUCAAAUGAUGUUGACACAAGGAUAAAACAAGUUGGUCUUUGUGAAGCAGUUGUCAAAUUUACAGAGACAUUUGCUGACAAGCCUUGUAAUAGUAUACAUACACAGAAGACAAGGCAGUUGUUUUAUGAACCAGAACCUGAAUUUUGGAUGAUCAUGACUGUCAGUAUCCCAUUCUCAGAGAAGACCAAGGACCAUUCCUCCUACUUAGAGUACCAUGAAGAAGAUGUGCAGGACUCUGUAUUUGAGGCUAUUCUGCGGCAGGCCUACAGAAUGUUUCAGUUAUUUAACGGGUCCUUUUCAAACAUAUUAACAAAGUCCAACAAUGACAUCAAGGCCUUACAGGUUAGAUUGGAUCAUUUCUACACAAGGUACUUGCAGACACUAAAGUUAGGAUCUGCUGACAUCUUGGAUAUUUUUUGUGGGAUUCAUUUUAUGCCGUUAGACAAAAACACUUAUCUGCGUGUACAAUGCUUCAUCAACCUCCUGGAAGCCAUGUUUUCAGUAGUAAAGUACACAGCCUUUCUGUACAACGACCAGCUUGUGUGGAGUGGCUUGGAACAGGAUGACAUGAGAAUAAUGUACAAGUAUCUGACCACAAGUCUAUUCCCAACAUACCAGGAACAGGAACUCCAGGGCAGCAGUGUAUCACCAACAAGAGUCCCCUCUCCAGCACACUCUGCUGUACACUAUGGGAAAUUUAUCACUGGACCACCCAAUAUGCGAGAUGACUCUAACAUGGGGAAGAUUCCUCUGGUGUACAUGAAUACUGAGGUUGACAAUGAGGAGUGUCACCUUCUGGUUUAUAGAGCUCACAAUGCCAGUGUUUGUAUGCUUAUCAAUGUGUCCGUCCAAAUGACAUUUGAUCUCUGUCGAAAGCUGGACAUAUUUUUGGGACCACAGCUCACACAGAUUGCUUCAGAUAUAGGAGAACAAUAUUCCAAACGGCCAAAUAACAGUGGUGACCCAUUGUGCAAAUAUAUCUACUUCAACCAAAUGAACUUGGCUCAGAAAUCCACGGUGCACUCGGACAAGAAAUCCAUGCCAGUCCAGAUUCCCAUGGAGACAUUGCGACUUCUCAGUGACAUUAGCUCAGAUAUGUCCAGAUGCAGUGAAGAUGGAGAAACCAUUGUGAAAACAACAGGGGACAAUUGGGUUGUUGGGAAAAAAUCUGACCAAAGAGAAUUCUACGUAGUGAUCAACCAGAAAAACACUAAUCUUAUAGAAAUUAACGAUGAAGUGAAGAGGCUGUGUGCUAGCAAUUUCAACAGCAUAUUCUUUUUGGACUAAUUUUAUUGAAAAGAGGGAAGGUGGGGUGGAAUGGGAGAAUAGGGAGGGACUAUUGUACAAGUGGAUAGAUAUAGUAUAGGAAUUAACUUCCCUAAACUCUAUGGUUAUACAGAGAUGUAGGGGAUUUACUUUCCUGAAAGUCGUCAUUUACAUUAGUGUGUGGAACUAUGUUUUCCAAACCUUUAAAUAUAUACUAGUGAGAGAGUCUUACUUUUCAAAAGCUUUUUAAUACCUUGGAUAUGUACCAGUGCAGUGGACUGAUUUCCUAAUGUCUUGAAAUUUGACAGGGAUUUAAAUGUUAUCUGAAAAUUUGAUAGGAGCACAAGUAUAGAAUGUUAGUAAUAAUACUUCAGUACCAUAGCUAAUUACAUAUCAUCAGGACCACACCUUAUUACACUAAGUGUUACAUUACUGUGAUGAUGAGGAUGCAAAACUCAACUGAAUUCCUGUUUCACAGACAGUGAAAACUCAAUCAACAGUGAGUCUCUGUUUCACAAACAGUGAAAACUCAAACAAGAGUGAGUAUUUAUUUCAGAGACAGUGAAACCUUGAUCAAGACCAAGCACCUGUUUCACUGUCAGUGUAGCUCAACCAAGACUGGGUGUCUGUUUUACUGUCAGUGUAGCUCAACCAAGACUGGGUGUCUGUUUUACUGUCAGUGUAGCUCAACCAAGACUGGGUAUCUGUUUCAUGCACAGCAAAAACCCAACCAAGACUGGGUACCUGUUUUACUGUCAGUGUAGCUCAACCAAGACUGGGUAUCUGUUUCAUAGACAGUGAAAACCCAACCAAGAGCAAGUAUUUGCUUCAGAAAGAGUGAAAACUUGAAUAAGAGUGAGCAUCUGUUUCACAGACUGAAAAUCAGCUAAAUGCAAGUAUCUGUUUCGCCUACCAUGUAAACUCGACCAAGAGUCAGUCCACAGACAGUGGCUAUAUUUUAGUCCGACAUGGAUAUUGAUUACUCAGAAAGAAUCAGAUAUCUUAACACUUGUUUAUUGUGUCAGUGAAAUUGACUUUUAAUUUGUUAUUAAAUUAUUUUAUACCUAACUUAUUUUCUUAUGCCUGUAAGUGUAUUGAGUCUGUGAAUAUAACUGUAUCAUUUGAUUA